AUGGAAGAAAAAGUCCCAACAAAGAAUAAGAGAGUAAUGGAGUCUCCUUAUGACAUUCAAUUGGAAUCGCUGGACGAAGAGAAGAGUACCUCGGUGUUGAAAGCCUUGUUGGGGGUUAUUAACACAGACCAUUCGCUCAAAUCAUUCACCUUCGACCACGACAAAAUUGUAGAGUGCCUGGAACGUGACGCACUACAGGGUGUGAUAGUUAUCCGGAAUACGCAGUAUGAACAGUUUUAUAAGCAUGUUCCGCUCAUAGCCGCUUUGCACAAAAUUGAUUUCGUUUUGAUUGAGCAACAGUAUGUGAGCACGCCGGAUUUUGUCACAUUACCCAAAACGGGUCUCAUCGGAAUCCUCCCGCUGCAGGAGGAAGAUCAGUCACUUCCGGGUCUUGCCAAGCAAGUGCAAAGCUUAGUGUCUGCAGUGCACACCUACCAUUUGGAGAUAACCCCCCCGUACUUGUUUGGCCACCCAAACUACAUCAACACGAAAUUUAAAGUCGAAGAGAUAAAGGGAAAGCCCUGUGCGAAACAUUUGUCGCGCAAGGAGAGAAAGGCUUUACGGAAGUCAAUACGAAAAAGUAACAUAUAA
Messenger RNA from Plasmodium fragile, 591 nucleotides. RefSeq lists its product as uncharacterized. NCBI's taxonomy places the organism in Eukaryota, Apicomplexa, Aconoidasida, Haemosporida, Plasmodiidae. The record is from RefSeq and is a predicted model, not a curated record. The transcript is spliced from 6 exons. The coding region runs from base 1 to 591 and encodes 196 amino acids.